AUGACCGCAUGUAUGCGAUGCCAUUCCCUUCCCGCCGUCCCGGGCCAUCGAUUCUGCGGCCCUUGCGGUAGAGAGAUACACGCCGGCAACAUCCAGCGUUCAGGCCUUUGCAUGAAUCGCUGUGGCCGGAUAGCGAAGCAGGGUCACCGGUAUUGCAUUCCCUGCGGUAGUUCAUUUGGACGUUAG
Messenger RNA from Colletotrichum orchidophilum, 186 nucleotides. RefSeq lists its product as uncharacterized. NCBI's taxonomy places the organism in Eukaryota, Fungi, Ascomycota, Sordariomycetes, Glomerellales, Glomerellaceae. The record is from RefSeq and is a predicted model, not a curated record. Bases 1 to 186 code for a protein of 61 amino acids. The transcript has a single exon.